Messenger RNA from Sarcophilus harrisii (Tasmanian devil), 5893 nucleotides. It is a transcript of the gene ZC3H11A, whose product is annotated as zinc finger CCCH-type containing 11A. Gene Ontology annotation, molecular function: metal ion binding. Lineage: Eukaryota; Metazoa; Chordata; Mammalia; Dasyuromorphia; Dasyuridae. The transcript has 18 exons. The record is from RefSeq and is a predicted model, not a curated record. Bases 2147 to 4609 code for a protein of 820 amino acids.
CGAGGCCGAGCUCUUCGGUCCGCGGAAAAACUCCCCGAAAUCGGGGACCUGGUCCCGGCGGCUCGCGGCCCGAGAGGCCCCUGUGUUCGAAUCCCGACGCGGGCCGGGCUUGGGGCUUCGUUGCACGUCCAGCUUCCCUCCUCUGUUUUAAAAAAAAGAAAGAGAGAGAGAGAGAGAGAGAGAGAGCAGCUGCAGCAGAAGAAAAAGAGGCCGGACUAGACGAUGACGUGGGAGGGCCCCGUCGGCUCUGGUUCGGGGCGCCCCGCGAGCCCUCUUCUCCGUAGUGUGGACCGAGGGCUGCGGCCGCUGUGCCACGGCUCCCGUGAAGGAGUGCGGCGUCUGCCACCCCUGCUCCCACCGUCGCUUCCGCACUUGAGGACUUGCCAGCUGGGACGAAGCUCUUUUAGGGCCGGUCCGGCGGCGCUUAUUAAGCGCCUACUACGUGCCGGGCGUUUUGCUGAGUGCUGGGGGAUGCCGAGAAAGGCCCGGGAGCUCGGUCGGGUUGCAGUUCGACUCUCACCAAAGUGAAACAAAAGUUAUCUAACUUUUCCUGAUCUUGAGGUUGUCUGGAAAUGCAACCUGUGAGUUACUAACUUGCAGAUUGCAAAGUGUCUCCACUCCCCAAAGGAGGGUUUGGGGAUAUUCCCUGCUCUAAAAAGUCCUGGAAAAUUGACUAGUGUUUAAGUGUGAGUAAAAGGUGUCCACAUUUUAUUUUCAAAUUCUAAGUAAUAUUUAAUUUUUGUUUUGUCUUGAAUAGAAUUUGACAAAAGUUAACCUAGAGAUUAUGCAACUUUUAUAAGAAUCAAAUUUCCUUUUAAGUUCUGGGGACUGGUUUAAAAAUCUAGAGUAAACCUUAAGCAUAACAAUAUUUUUAUUUAAACUUUUUGUUAUAACAUGUCAACAUCAUUGCAAAAUUAAGAGUUUGAACACCUCUCUAACUUGAAUAGAUAAGCAAUUAUAAAUUUCUUACUGAUGGUAGCUUAAAAUUUUUGAAAUUGAGCUGCUCAAGCAAAUUUUUGCAUGGCUAAUCCUUGAUACCUUGUUAGCAGAAUUGGUAUUGAUUUGAAGGAAAUGUUGUCUCUCAUCAAAUGUUAAGCUCCCCAUGUUUUAUAUAACUGUGGCUUCUCUGGCUUCUGUAGUUUGCUGUACCAUUUAGUUGUCAUUAUUCUGAUCAUUUCCAUCUAUUUUGGUUAAAGCUCAUGUGGAAACAUUAAUGUUAUACAUGCAUCCAUACUAUACACAUUCAUAUGUGUAAGGAUAUUAUUUCAUCAGCAUUUGUGGGCUGGUGCAAGAUUUCAGCCUUUUAAAAAAGAUUCCUCAAUUCUGAGUUUUUAACCAUUAUUUUUAAAAAUGCAUUCAAAACUAAAGACUUUUAUGAUAUACUUUAAAGAUGAAAAAUCACUCAAAUGCUUUGGUUAUGCACAUUUGUGUAUAUGUGUUUGUGUGUAUAAACCAAUUUGUAUAUAUGUAUAUGCUUAUAUACAUAGAUACACACAUACCUAUACUUUUACAUACACGUGUAUUUUCAGUAUACAGAUAAUAAAGAUGGGGGAAGGUUUCUGUUUUUUCUUAAUAGGUGAAGAAAUCUUGAAGACCAGAAUUGGAUAUUAUUCAAUUUUUUGUUUUUGUUUUUUUAAAAAAAAAAAUAAAUUGUCCGGCUGUGGAAGAUGGAUCUUUUUUGUAGCCCUUUGAAUUUCAAGUUCAUCUUUAAAUGAACUAUUUUUUUUUUUGGAAGAGAUAACUAACCCUGGCUGUCUCCAGUCUGACAGAGGUUAUUCGAAUGGACUUAUUCUUCCAAUAGUUGGGAGAAGUUUAAAAAGCACAGUCUGUGUUUGAAUUGUGGCUGAGAGGUGUUUCCUUGGCAAUGUGAGGAGGAAAAUUCUUUCUGCCCCUUUAUUAUUAAUUCAUGGAUUGAGUGUUGGUUCGACCUACAGGAGUAAUAAAUUGGAAUUCAUUGAAGACAGACGAUACUGUUGAGGUCACCCAGCUAAUGUAACAUUUUAAAGAAGAUUUCAGUGGUUGAAUUGCCUGUGGAAGAUUGAGCCUGUUGAAGAUUGAGCCCAUUUGAGAAAAUUGGAACCUGGUUCUCAUCUAGAGUAGUGGCUUGUUUUCAAGCCCCAUCAUUUGAUCUAAGGAUCUGGCCAGCAUGUCUAAUCAAGGAGAAGACUGCUACUUUUUUUUCUAUUCUACAUGUACUAAGGGAGAUAGUUGUCCAUUCCGGCACUGUGAAGCUGCCUUAGGAAAUGAGACUGUCUGCACAUUGUGGCAGGAAGGGCGCUGUUUUCGACAAGUCUGCAGGUUCCGACAUAUGGAAAUUGAUAAAAAGCGGAGUGAGAUUCCAUGCUACUGGGAAAACCAGCCAAUGGGAUGUCAAAAAUUAAAUUGUGCAUUUCAUCACAACAGGGGACGCUAUGUUGAAGGCCUUUUCCUACCUCCAAGCAAAACUAUUUUACCCAUUGUGCCUGAGUCACCAGAUGAAGAGGUGAAAGCUAAUCAGCUCUCAAUGCAGCAGAACAAACUAUCAGUCCAGUCUAACCCUUCCCCCCAGCUUAGAGGUGUAAUGAAAGUGGAAAGUUCAGAAAAUGUUCCCAGUCCCACACAUCCUCCAGUUGUAAUCAAUGCUGCAGAUGAUGAUGAAGAUGAUGAUGAUCAGUUUUCUGAAGAAGGAGAUGAAACUAAAACACCUAUUUUGCAACCAGCUCCUGAAGUCCAUAAUGGAUUGCGCAUAACUGGUGCUCGGAAACCUGGGGUCAGCUUAAAGCAAGGUGAUAAUUUGAAUUUUGGAAUAAAAACUCUUGAAGAAAUCAAGUCAAAGAAAAUGAAGGAAAAAUCUAAGAAGCAAGGAGAAGGGCCUUCAGGAGCAUCUGCUCACUUACUUCAACCACAGCCCAUUCCAGGUCCUGAGAAAGAGAAUGUCAGAACUGUGGUGAGGACAGUGACCCUAUCCAACAAACAAGGAGAAGAGCCUUUGGUGCGACUGAGUCUUACAGAAAGGCUAGGGAAGCGGAAGCUCUCAGGUGUUGACAGUGACCCUCCACUGAAGCGAAGCCUUGCUCAAAGGCUUGGGAAGAAAAUUGAGUCUCCAGAAAUGAAUACUGAUAAAACACCAAAGAAAGUUCAAGUUUCUAAGUCUCUGAAGGAGAGAUUAGGAAUGCCAGCUGAUCUAAAUAGUAUGGAGACAACAGCAGAAAGAUCUGCAAAAGGUGGAGAGAUCCAUGUGAAGACACUAGAAGAAAUACGUCUUGAGAGAGCCAGCCAGAAACGAGGAGACUUGCAAACCAAAAUCAAGAAUGAAGGAACCCAUAAGACUGAAGAUUCCAGUUUAGGGAUAAGGAGCUCUUCUGCUAUUCGAAUCAAAACAUUUUCUGAGGUCCUAGCUGAAAAAAAACACCGGCAGCAGGAAGAAGAGAGACAGAAAGCUGAGAAGGAAAAUCCUUCUGUUAAGCUCAGAAUAGAGAGUGAGUCUAAGAAAGCAGUUAUCUUGCCUCCUACCACUGCCAGCAAAGGGCAAUUAGAAGAGCCUACAAGUAAAACCAAGCCCAUGCAGGAAGUUCAUAUAAAAACCCUGGAGGAGAUCAAGCAAGAAAAGGCACUGAGGGUACAACAGAGUGCUGAGAACAGCACCAACUCCCAGCCACAGGCUGAGGCUACUCCAGUGAUAAGACGACUGCUUCGCAUCACCAAAAGAACAGGUACAAAAGAAGAGAAGAAACUUAGUGAAGCAGCUGACAUCACAUCUCGUAUUGGUGUUACUCGAACAGAGACUGUUGAGGUUUCCUCACAGCCUUCAGAUGAGACCACAGGAGAUGGCAUUUCCAAAGUUCAAGUCAAGAAAUUUGAGGAUAUCAUGAGAGAGAAGCGCAUGCAGAAACAGCAAGAGGUGGAAACACUACAAAAGGAGAAAACCGUUUUGACACCCCUUCAGGAAGAAGCAGCACCUAGUAAUACACAAAUGGCAGAGAAAUCAGAACUGAAUACUGUGCCAGGAAUCACCCGCCAGCUGACAAAGCGCAUGCCAGUAAAAGCCCAGCAAGUAGAGGUAGAAACUUCAGGAAUUGGGGAUUCAAUACUGAAUGUGAAAUGUGCAGCACAGCCCUUAGAAAAAAGGGGUAAAGCCAAGCCCAAGGUUAAUGUCAAGCCAUCUGUGGUUAAAGUCAUUUCAACCCCUAAAUUGGCCACCAAACGCAAAGCAACUGAAGUCCACCCUGCUGUCAUUGCAGCUGUAAAGCCACUCAGUUCCAGCAGCAUUCUUCAGGAAAACCCAAGCAAGAAAGCCGCUGUGGCUGCUGUUCCAGUUCUCUCUGAAGACAAGCCAGUCACUGUGUCUGAGACAGAAAAAAACCCAAAUAGUCUUGAUCUGCUUCCAAGCCAAGCUGAUUCUGAUCCAUCACCACCCGAAGUAUCUAGUCCUUCUUCAUCCCAAGUGGCAACAAAAAGCCGCCGGCUCAGCUCUGCCUCUUCAGGAAAGCCCCCCCUUUCUGUGGAAGAUGAUUUUGAGAAACUGAUCUGGGAGAUCUCAGGAGGAAAAUUAGAAGCAGAAAUUGACCUGGAUCCUGGAAAGGAUGAAGAUGACCUUCUACUUGAGCUUUCAGAAAUGAUUGAUAGCUGAAAGUGGUGAAAGCUCACUUUAAAAAAAAACUCACAAAAAAACUGAAUUUCGUUUCAUCUAUUAUAACAUUUGCCUGAGGUGACUAUUUCUCUAGGCCAGGAUUUGCCCCAAUCAGAAGCAUACCUCAGAAGUAUCUAUACUUGUUUGGGCCUCCUGUGGGUCAAAUUAAAGAGAAGGCCUUUGGGCAGCCAUCCUGUCUAUUAUUGUUUAGCUUUGAGAUACAGUUCCUUGUCUCACCCUCCACCCCACCUCACCCCCAUCCCUUCCUUCUCCCACUUUAAAAAAAAAAAAAAAAAAAAAAAAGAGAAAGUAGAGAUGAGAUUGGGUUGGGGAGGGGGGCAUAAAGGAGCUUAAAGCUUUAAGGUCUAUGUUUGUUAAUUCUGGCUUUUUUCUUUGGGUCUUCUUUGUUGUGUGUAUAAACGGAUACAUGAAAGGUUAUUGGAGUUUGAAAAAGAUGAAGACAGCUGCUACUACUCUUAAGGACCAAAUUUCAUGCUGCCACUGAGCAAAAUACACUCAGCCUUUGUUACAUUGUCUGUCCUUUUACAAUGUAUUUAAACUGUAAACAUAGCUUUAGAGAGGGCUAAGCAGCUACAGGGAGCAAACCAGAAUAACAUGGACAAUUCUUAGGUCCGAGUUUUGGUGCUUCUGCUACUCUGAAGGCUUCUAACUAGCAAAUGCUUAUUUAUUUCUACUGUAAUUUUAAAAGAAUUUUUAUUUUUUGCUUGAAAGUGCCUCGGUGGUCCCAAGAACUACUGUUGCUAGGAUCCCCUGGUUUCUUCACAAGAAGUGACAUGAUUAGAAGAACCCUCUUCUCAGCAUGAAAGUUUUUCUCCUCCCUCUAACAGUUUCCCCACCACCACUGGCAUAGAAUCACCAGAAGUUGUGUGAAGGGUUAUGCUUUUUUGUUUUUUAAAUCUGUACUGCUGCAGUUCCAGCAAACUCUCUUGCCCAGGAUUUCUCUACCCUUAACCACCUAGAAAGGAAGCCAAAUCAGCUGCUGAUUUUCAUAUGUGAACUAUAGCAAUACACUGAACCCCGCUGUAAUAGGGAUGUUGAGAUGCUUUGGAGGUGUAUUGUGUACCUUCCAUUUUUGUAGAUGAUUUUUCCUACUAUUUCUGAAUUGAUUUUUUUUCUUGAUGUCCUCUCUGCAUCCCCUCAAGGAUUUUAGACUUGUGCUAGAAUAAGCCUAUUCAGGCUUGUGUUCUCAGAAGGAAAUAUACUGCAUUGUAAAUAUUUGUGUUCAUAUGGUAUUUUGAAGAAAGGGAAAAAAAAAAAAAAAAA